Molecule: messenger RNA, 1823 nt
Organism: Mandrillus leucophaeus (drill)
Lineage: Eukaryota; Metazoa; Chordata; Mammalia; Primates; Cercopithecidae
Gene: ZBTB34
Product: zinc finger and BTB domain containing 34
Exons: 1
Coding region: 1-1515 (504 amino acids)
Biological process (GO): regulation of transcription by RNA polymerase II
Molecular function (GO): DNA-binding transcription factor activity, RNA polymerase II-specific; RNA polymerase II cis-regulatory region sequence-specific DNA binding; protein binding
Source: RefSeq, a predicted model, not a curated record
AUGUCAGUAGAAAUGGACAGCAGCAGUUUUAUUCAGUUUGAUGUGCCCGAGUACAGCAGCACCGUUCUGAGCCAGCUAAACGAACUCCGCCUGCAGGGGAAACUAUGUGACAUCAUUGUACACAUUCAGGGUCAGCCAUUCCGAGCCCACAAAGCAGUCCUUGCUGCCAGCUCCCCAUAUUUCCGGGACCAUUCAGCGUUGAGUACCAUGAGUGGCUUGUCAAUAUCAGUGAUUAAAAAUCCCAAUGUGUUUGAGCAGUUGCUUUCUUUUUGUUACACUGGAAGAAUGUCCUUGCAGCUGAAGGAUGUUGUCAGUUUUCUGACUGCAGCCAGCUUUCUUCAGAUGCAGUGUGUCAUUGACAAGUGCACGCAGAUCCUAGAGAGCAUCCAUUCUAAAAUCAGCGUUGGAGAUGUUGACUCUGUUACCGUCGGUGCUGAAGAGAAUCCCGAGAGUCGGAACGGUGUCAAAGACAGCAGCUUCUUUGCCAACCCAGUGGAGAUUUCUCCUCCAUAUUGCUCUCAGGGACGGCAGCCCACCGCAAGCAGUGACCUCCGGAUGGAGACGACCCCCAGCAAAGCUCUGCGCAGCCGCUUACAGGAGGAGGGGCACUCAGACCGCGGGAGCAGUGGGAGCGUUUCUGAGUAUGAGAUUCAGAUAGAGGGGGACCAUGAGCAAGGAGACCUGUUGGUGAGGGAGAGCCAGAUCACCGAGGUGAAAGUGAAGAUGGAGAAGUCCGACCGGCCCAGCUGUUCCGACAGCUCCUCCCUGGGUGAUGAUGGGUACCACACUGAGAUGGUUGAUGGGGAACAAGUUGUGGCAGUGAAUGUGGGCUCCUAUGGUUCUGUGCUCCAGCACGCAUACUCCUAUUCCCAAGCAGCCUCACAGCCAACCAAUGUAUCAGAAGCUUUUGGAAGUUUGAGUAAUUCCAGCCCAUCCAGGUCCAUGCUGAGCUGUUUCCGAGGAGGGCGUGCCCGCCAGAAGCGGGCCUUGUCUGUCCACCUGCACAGUGACCUGCAGGGCCUGGUGCAGGGCUCUGACAGUGAAGCCAUGAUGAACAACCCCGGGUAUGAGAGCAGCCCCCGGGAGAGGAGUGCGAGAGGGCAUUGGUACCCGUACAAUGAGAGGUUGAUCUGUAUUUACUGUGGAAAGUCCUUCAACCAGAAAGGAAGCCUUGACAGGCACAUGCGACUCCAUAUGGGAAUCACCCCCUUUGUGUGCAAGUUCUGCGGGAAGAAGUACACACGGAAGGACCAGCUGGAGUACCACAUCCGGGGCCACACAGAUGAUAAACCAUUCCGCUGUGAGAUUUGCGGCAAGUGCUUUCCAUUCCAAGGUACCCUCAACCAGCACCUGCGGAAAAACCACCCGGGCGUCGCUGAAGUCAGGAGUCGCAUUGAGUCCCCCGAGAGAACAGAUGUGUACGUGGAACAGAAACUAGAAAAUGACGCGUCAGCCUCAGAGAUGGGCUUAGAUUCCCGGAUGGAAAUUCACACAGUGUCUGAUGCUCCCGAUUAAGAUGGUAAAGAAGUGCACCCAAACAAAGCACAUUAAUCAAUGCAUAUUUGUGAUUUGCUUUGUUGUAAUCUUUGGUUUUCCCAACCAUCUGGAAAUCUCUUGGUCUCUUGGCAGUUUUUCUAAAGUUUCUGGAUGGAACACUUCGUUGUGUUUAUCCUUUCCCCUGCCCUCCCUCCCCGAAGGAGCUCAAAGCAUGAAGGGCAACGCAUCCAGGGAAAACACAGGCUGACAGUAUUCCUCUUUGGCUGAACUCUUAAUCCAAAACCUGCCAGUGAUUUAGCUAUGCCAACUGGUUGACCCUCCAUUCU